This is a messenger RNA of Lepisosteus oculatus (spotted gar), 2352 nucleotides long. It is a transcript of the gene prss35, whose product is annotated as serine protease 35. Lineage: Eukaryota; Metazoa; Chordata; Actinopteri; Semionotiformes; Lepisosteidae. The record is from RefSeq and is a predicted model, not a curated record. Gene Ontology annotation, biological process: proteolysis. Gene Ontology annotation, molecular function: serine-type endopeptidase activity.
UCGGUGCAGACGGAGUUUGGCUGAUACUUCUGUUUCGUUGGUGCUGCACGGGCAAUGUUGAAAGUGAAGCUGUGUUUCUACCUUUGAAUAAGACGACCUUUCGGAGAAAAGAAAAAAAAAUACUUUCUCAGGAGGGGAAGCACAAUUUACUUAUUUAUAAAUCAGCUCUUACAGGAUUUUUAAUAUCCACCUAUCGAAUGCUAGCAGCAGAGCGAGAAAUAGCUACGCAAUGGGCCCGUUACCACUGAUACUUCUAGUCUCAUUAACUGUAUUAAGUUCAGUCUUUGCAGAAGAGAGUGAAGAUGAGUAUACCUGGCACACACAAAAAGUACCACUAGUGUUGAAUAGGAGAACUGUUACCCUUAGUAACCCAGAGUUCAGAGCCGAAGCCAAAUUUGUGUUAAAUGGAACCUGUGGGAUUGAAUGCCAAAGCCGAUUGCCCCUGCCAAGUAUGUCUGACCUUGAGAACUUCCUUUCAUAUGAGACUGUUUAUGAGAAUGGCACUCGUACCUCCUCAGAAGUGUACUUCAGGGACUUUGAUCUGCAGACUGAGCAUGGGGUCAUCAAGGACACUCAUGCGCGCAGGAAAAGGCAAGUCUAUGGCGUGGACAGUCGCUUCACUAUAGCUGACAAGCAGUUUGUGACCAAUUUUCCGUUCUCUACAACUGUCAAAGUCUCCACGGGCUGCACAGGGAUCCUGGUGUCUCCAAAGCAUGUUCUGACUGCGGCCCACUGCAUCCACGAUGGAAAAGAUUACGUGAAAGGCGUGAAGAGGCUAAGGGUUGGGAUAUUGAGACUGAGGUCCAAACGUAAGGGGAGAAAGCGGAAAGGAUCCAAAAGGAAUCAGAGGAGCGCAGACAUCAAGCCUUCUUUCCAGUGGACAAGGGUAAAACGGACUCAGGUGCCAAAGGGAUGGUUCAAGGGUGUCUCAGACAAUGUGGCAAUGGAUUACGACUACGCAUUACUGGAGCUAAAACGAGCUCAAAAGCAAAAGUACAUGGAGAUUGGCAUCAUUCCCUCAGUGAAGAAACUCCCAGGAGGCCGGAUACACUUCUCUGGCUUUGACGACGACAGGCCUGAGCAGCUAGUGUACCGCUUCUGUAGUGUCUCCGACGAGUCCAGUGAUCUGCUCUACCAGUACUGUGACGCCCAGCCCGGAUCCAGUGGCUCUGGAGUCUACAUCCGCCUGAAGGAACCCGGGAAGAAGAAGUGGAAGAGAAAAAUCAUCGGGAUCUUUUCUGGUCACCAGUGGGUUGAUGUUAAUGGCGUUCAGCAGGAUUACAACGUGGCUGUCAGAAUAACCCCUCUGAAGUACGCCCAGAUCUGCUUCUGGGUGCAUGGAAAUGAUGCAGACUGUCGAGGUGGUUGAGGGAUUCAUAAAAUGACUUGACCAGCACCUGUUAUACUGUAUAUUUAAUCUUUUAAAUUGAUUGCCCUUCAAGAAAAAAAAAAAACACAAUAAUUUUAAUGUUAAAUGGGAAAACAUCCAAAGUAAACAAGAUAUAAAGGCUUGGGCCUUUUUUAUUUAUUUAAUGAUUGCUUUUGAUCUCUAAAAAACAAAAGAAAAAGCAAGAACUGCAGUUUUAAGAAAUAUCAAAAGCGAGAAUAUGGCCUUAAAACAAGGGUUCAGUCAUUAAAUCUGAGGUAUAAACAGCUUUAGGCUGCCUGCCAAUAUAGAAGCAUUUCUUUAAAUAUUGUCUGCUGCUUAAGAUGGAAUAGAGAGUUGCUCAUUGUUAUGUAUAAUCAGUAUUUGCUAUAAGUUAAAGGUGGCUUUUAAAAUGUGUCUGGUUUUCCUAUAGAGUACAAUGAAGUAGGAAUAAAAUAGGAUGAGUCUGUUAUGAUAUAGGUCAGAGAAAUUAAUCAUUUUGUUUGCAAAACUUGUUUGCAUAUGUGUUUUGGACAUGUUAUAGAGCUGACAAUGUGCAUGUGAUUUUUAGUUUACUGUUUUUAUUGAAGUUGAUGGAAAAAGAAUUUAUAUUUUUCAAAAUAAUUUCUUAAAUUUUGUAAUUUGUUUAAGACACGACCAAAUUUAUUUCAAAAUCAGCAAACAGCUUUAAGAAUAUAGUUUGCUCAAGCUAAAUCACCACAUUUGGUAUGUUUUGGUAAUGAAAAGGAUUGAAAUGUUUAUCGGUGCACAUACAAAUCAUGGUGCUUUUUCAUCUCUGUUAGGUUAAGAUGAAAUAUUAAUGGUGCUAAUUUAAUUUGUAAAGUUUUUGGAAACCUAUCAGAAUAUAUUAUUAAACAGAAUUGUAUCAAUGUAUUUAAAUGUGAUGGUAAAGUGAUGGGUUUAAGAAGUCAAUAAAGAAUUUUAAAUUGUGUUAUUUUAAUUUAAUAAAUGAAGGUUUCAAUGUU